Molecule: messenger RNA, 1731 nt
Organism: Durusdinium trenchii
Lineage: Eukaryota; Dinophyceae; Suessiales; Symbiodiniaceae
Source: the annotation of a GenBank genome assembly
CUGGAACACAGUGUUCAAACAGUGUUGAGGUUUUGAAUUCAUCCAACCAUGACGAUGGCACUGAUCCUUGCCGCUUUGGCACUUGCGGUGGCUACUGUGAUGGGCAUGGUAGCCGCUGCCGUUCUUGCAUACUUUUGUUGGAACGGUGCAAUGUGGUUUUUGGAAUCCAAUGGUGGUCAUUCCAAUGUGCCUGUCCACGCCGAUCAGAGGAACGAUGCAAUGAACUCUUGGAAUGGCAACCCAGCUCUUCAAGUUCUUCCAAAUGGACGGGGUGCAACGGGAAUCGUGCCUAUGAACCAUGAAAUGGUUUGGACAGGCAACAUGAUGUCGCCGCAGGUCAAUGCGCCCAUGGAAAAGAACCGAUACCAGCACCAAGAGCUUGCCAAACAUUUCCUCAGCAGUCAAUCUGCGCGUCCUGCAGUGGAGGAAGGGUACGAAUCACCGCUGCCGAACAAGAAGAAAGUGCACAGUGCGGAAGAUUUGAGUCCAGCUGCUGUACAAAUGCGCGGCCAAAACAGCAGAAAGCAAGCGACAGUUUCGUUCGAAGACUUGCAGCGGGGUUAUGCAGCCCAUUUUGCCUUCUGGUUUAAUGGUGACCUCGAUUAUCAUUUUGGAAACGUGCGUGCCGUGUCGGACGCGUAUGCUGUGAAUGCUUCGGACGUAUGUUACUGUUUUCUCUGUCUUGAAGAAGCUGCACGAGGCAGCAACUUGGCUUUGAAGAAGUGGAGCACUGGCUCGUAUGCUGCUCGAGUAUGGCUUGUAGCCUUGGCGCGGUUUGUAAAGACCGCUCAGAGAGCACGAGGUGCACAGGACGUGGCAAGCAUUGAGCCUCUCUGCCAAGAGUGGGGCUACAACCAGGACCACUUUGUCCGGGAAGUACAAGCUUGUGAAGUUCCUUUCCAGCGGGAGCAUGGCCGAUCUUUGCUUGCAGCAUUCCAAACAGAAGAGAUUAGGAAAGUGGAAGUCUGCCGUGCCAAGCAGAUUCUUCUGCAGCAUGCUGCUUCUGUGCCAGUCAAAGGACAGCGACAGCUGGCAUUGGAGGGAGGCAGCUUGCCCAAGCGUGCCAAGGCUUUGGCUAAUGAGGCCGAACCGCGGAAGAGAACGACCGAGAGUCAACUGGUUGCCUUGCCUUCCAAGAGGAUUCGCAAUUCCUGAUCAGGCUGAUCCUGCUGGCUAUGAUCUCACGGUUGCCAGCUGUGCAUGGUUUGUCUUAAAUGAGGAAUUAGGUGACAGCCAUGAAGCGUGACACAACGUUUCACAGUGCUGUUUGAUGGUGCGAAGCUGACUGCACAUCCCUCCACAUGAGGUCAGAUAGGAUUUGUGCAGCACGCGCUAAUUUGCACUUCUUUUACAUGGAGCCUGCCGCCCAUGCUGAUCGUUCUCGGACUGUCAAGCUUUGGCAACAAUCAAUGUACUGUUUCGUGGGGAACUUUGAGUACUGGUAUUGGCGAUGAGCAAUGUUUUGGGGCUGCAGGUUUCCAAGGGUAUUUUCACGGGACACAUCAACGGCGCCGAACUUGCUUGCCAAGCAAAAGCAGUGUGCGAGAAUUCAGUCAGAGGCAUGGAGGCAGGCCUGUAGGGUUCAAGAACAAGUGCUUAUACAUACGCAAAGAAUGACAAAGACAGGUUCACUCAUGCAGCACAUUUCAUGUUUGUUCCUCGAGGCACAGCUUCUUGUGGUCAAAGGAGCAUCCACAGACAGGCCCCCAUGAAUCAGGUAUUCGUCUAUAA